CGGAGAAAGAAAGCAAAAUAGACCAGGAAGAAAGCCGUCGACAAUCAAUAGGGUUUGAAGGCCUGGGGGAGAUCCGCGAGAUCCGAGAAGAAGAAACAGUUGCAAAUCCGAGAAAUCCGAGAAGAAAUAGUCGCAAAAAACGGAAGAAGUGAGAUUCGAGGAGACGGAGGAAGAAGAAGAAAAGAGGAAGAAAGAGGACAGGGAAGGGAAACACAAAACUUAACUCGAGUUACCGGAGAAUCGGCUGGCGGGUUUUUUUCACUGUUACGCGGCUAGUCUACCUCCCCCUACCUUCGUCUACCUUCCCCGAUUUGAUUCCCCAAACAAGGUAACUUCUAAACCUCACCUCACCCUACCUUCACCUACCUCCAACCAAACACAGCGUUAGGUAAGAGGGGCUCAAGUGAGAUGUUCUGGAAGGUUAUGGGUGAAACGUGAGAUGCCGGGUAUGAAAUUGAAAAUGAUCAAAGAAGCUGUUGAGCUCUAUGCGUAUGCAAUGGCGGGUGCAAAGUAACCAUCUCCGCGGGAUUACAUUUUUCUUUUGAAGAAAAUAGUUGUUGGCAAGGAUCUUGAUAUGGAUCGGUUCCAAAAAGUUUUGAGGGUUAGUAAAGAAAGUGAGAAAUUGUUAGCAAGAUCCACUCUUGAUUCUGUUCUGAAGUCAUUGUCCAGUAAUGGAAGAUGGGAAGAAUGCAAUUAGAUAAUGAAAGCAUUGAAAAUAUUUGGCAUUACACCUGGCCACUCCCAGCAGAGUAAGAUUGUGUAUUAUCUCAGUUUGUAUGGAAAGAACGACGAGGUAGAUGUGUUAGUGACCGAUAUGGAUUCAUCAGGUUCCGGUUUGAGUUAUAAAGCAUGGGCAUCUUUAGUUGAUGGAUACUGUAAAGUCGAUAAUUUUAGCAAAGCCUCAGAUGUGUAUGAGAGAAUGAUCACAAAAGAAGGGCUUUCUCAUGCCAAGAGGAAGCAAGAAUCGUCAGUUUGGCAUAUUGUCCCAAGAGUUGAGCUAAAGAUACGGUUUUAAUAGGAUUCUUUAGCUUGCUACAUGUAAUUAGAGCAUUUUAUUUCUGAAUUCGGGUGGCAUUGGGUGCCUAUUGAUUCAUCUUUUUCCACAUGAACUUCAGCUUCUUAUUACAGUGAUCUGUUGUUCUAAAUGUAGACUUGCAACCAUCUUCCAUUCUUCCCCAUCACCUGGUUCUAGAUUCAAUGCCAACACUUGAUGAGAGUCCUUUUGUUUCGACGGAAGCUAAUCAAAUGUUGGUUGUCAU
Molecule: messenger RNA, 1259 nt
Organism: Cuscuta campestris
Lineage: Eukaryota; Viridiplantae; Streptophyta; Magnoliopsida; Solanales; Convolvulaceae
Source: the annotation of a GenBank genome assembly